Olea europaea var. sylvestris is the source of this 1162-nucleotide messenger RNA. RefSeq names its product L-ascorbate peroxidase 1, cytosolic. Gene Ontology annotation, biological process: response to reactive oxygen species; hydrogen peroxide catabolic process; cellular response to oxidative stress. Gene Ontology annotation, molecular function: heme binding; peroxidase activity. The transcript has 8 exons. Lineage: Eukaryota; Viridiplantae; Streptophyta; Magnoliopsida; Lamiales; Oleaceae. The record is from RefSeq and is a predicted model, not a curated record. The coding region runs from base 154 to 906 and encodes 250 amino acids.
GUCUCUCAUUUUAGUUACUAGAACCUUCUCUCACUUCAGUCUUCAUUUCCUAUAUAUUUAUUACCACAAACGCGUUUUCAUCUUCAGUUUUACUUGUGCUCACCACACUCUCUUUCUUCCUAGGUUUAUACAUUUUCUCAAGUAAAGCUGAAAAUGGUGAAGAACUACCCGACCGUGAGCGAGGAGUACCUGAAGGCCGUUGAGAAAUGCAAGAAGAAGCUCAGAGGCCUCAUCGCCGAGAAGAACUGUGCUCCUAUCAUGCUCCGUCUUGCAUGGCACUCUGCUGGUACAUUUGAUGUAUGCAGCAGAACUGGAGGUCCUUUUGGGACAAUGAGGUUCCCUGCUGAGCUGGCUCAUGGAGCCAACAAUGGCCUUGACAUUGCUCUUAGGCUCUUGCAGCCCAUCAGGGAGCAAUUCCCUAUCCUUUCUUAUGCUGACUUCUAUCAGUUGGCUGGUGUUGUUGCUGUUGAAGUUACCGGAGGACCCGAAGUUUUAUUCCAUCCUGGGAGGCCGGACAAGGCAGAGCCUCCUGUUGAAGGUCGUUUGCCUGAUGCUACCAAGGGGUCUGAUCACUUGAGGGAUGUUUUCAUCAAGCAAAUGGGUUUGAGUGACCAGGAUAUUGUUGCACUCUCUGGUGGCCACACCCUGGGACGUUGCCACAAGGAACGAUCUGGAUUUGAGGGACCCUGGACCACAAAUCCCCUCAUAUUUGAUAAUUCUUAUUUCAAGGAGCUUCUGAGUGGAGACAAAGAAGGCCUCCUACAGUUGCCAUCUGACAAGGCUCUACUCUCUGAUCCUGCCUUCCGCCCACUUGUUGAGAAAUAUGCUGCCGAUGAGGAUGCAUUCUUUGCUGAUUACGCAGUGGCUCACCUGAAGCUUUCUGAAUUGGGAUUUGCUGAUGCCUAAGCUGUUGGGAAUUGAUAACAAAGUAAGAGUGAUGGCCUAUUUUGUCUAGUAUUAUUAUGUUCUAAUGCGGGGAAAGCUCGACGAAACUUUUAAAACCUUUUUGCUCGCUUUGAUGGAUGUUUUGGAUUUUGAAAUUGGUGCUUUCGAUCAAUAUAGGGUAAUUACUUCCCUCAAAAAUAAAAUAGUGCAGAAUUAUUCUUCGGCUCUGCUUGUUCGCUUAUAUUGAUAUUGGAUUCGAUUUUGAUUUGGUGGGUCA